Messenger RNA from Podarcis lilfordi (Lilford's wall lizard), 13757 nucleotides. The record is from the annotation of a GenBank genome assembly. NCBI's taxonomy places the organism in Eukaryota, Metazoa, Chordata, Lepidosauria, Squamata, Lacertidae.
GCGCGGCCUUUAAAAAACUGGAAAUAAGGAAAUGAGUUGGGUUUGCUGCCACUAGGCAGCUCCCAGAGGUUGUCUCUUCCAACUACCCCCAGGUGGUUUCCUUAAGGGAGAAGAAAGCAAACAGCUGUUUUCUGAUUAUUAUUAUUUUUAAAUCGGUGUUGCUUGCAGCAAUUUUAUGCCCACUGCUUUUGCAGGUUCUCCUGAAAUAAUUUAAAUAAAUAAAUGUGUGUAAGAGGCAUGGAGGGGGAUGUUCAGGUGCAUUUUACCCCACCCUGGAUAUACAAUGCUGGCAAAUAUUGGACUAUUCUUUUCCUGCCUGCUAGGAAACACUUAAAGGCGCAGGAGCUUGGGAAGGGUGCGGAAUGAAUUGCAGUGCUGUGGGGGCUCUGGGUAUUUAGCAAAAAAAGAAAAAGACCAUGCCAGAGUUCAGAAGGGGGAGCUUCACAAUUGCAGCGGGUCUGGUUUCCCGCAGGUCCUAGUGCGACACUAACCACUAUACCACACUGCUUCUCAAUCUUCUUCUCAAGGAAAUGGAGGCAUCCUCUUGAUUUUGUUAAAGCCAAACAACCACUGCAUUUCGGAUUUGCACCGCAAUCCCAAAACACAGUUGCAGAGAGAAGACUCGCACGAACCGGAUGCUUAGAAACAGCUUGCAGGUCUGUACUCUGCAGAAACUUGCACACCCAUUCAACAUGCUGGCUCCAGAGUGCAUCUAGAAACCCUUUUCAAGGUUAGCACACGUGCUUGUUUCUAAAAUUUAUUUAAGUGUGUAUAUAUAUAUGGAUUAUGGCGAUUAUAAAAUUGUAAAACUCAGUAAAACUUUAAAAAAAUAAAAGUGUUUACCAUCAUGAAAGAAUGGCCAGGCUGCCCAGGUAAUGCAAUCAGUGACCAUUAUCAGGUAUCCUGGGAGACAGGAUUUCUGCUGUAGAUGGCCUCCUUCUGUAAUGUAUAUAUGAUGUUUUGGGGUGGUGAUCUUGGGCUACAGGGUGGACAAUUUCAGAAGUUAUUGUUCAGGGUUCUCCCUGUUGGGAGGGACCCUGUUGCAACAGUUCCUUGAAUAAAGAUCAGGUUUACUAGCCGCUUUGCUUCUCAAAAUACUCUUGUUAUUUUUCUCCUGCCAAUAGGAAACCCUCUAUAUGGGCUCCUGAAAUACCCCAGAAAGGAAAGAGCAGUUUUUCUUAUAACAAUAGUAGCAAACACAAAGUUUGAAAGGCCUGGGAGAGGGGGAAUGUGUUUGCCUUAAAGAUGCACAACGAAGCUGCUAGGCAACCCUUGCAUUUUCUUUCCUUCACCACCACCACAAUGGGGGCUAGAUGUUUAAAACAGAAAGUGUUUGGGCUGCAUCUUGCAAGAGAGGAGUAUUAAAUGAAGCCUGGCCAGCAGCUGUGACCCAAUAAAGCGAUUUCAUACUUUUGAGUUAAUUAGUAAUCUGCUAACUAGGGUCAAAAGUAGCAAGAGGCUAUCCACCAUUUCCCGCGUCACUGCCUCAACAUAGAGGUACUCCUUCCUCUUCUCCCAGGCUUUCUGCCUGGGAAGAAACGAAACUCCCGAUUGCAGGAACACGAAAACGAAACUGAGCUUGCCUAUUCUCCUCCAGCUCUCGGAAAACACCUGCUCCUGCUUCUUGGGCGAUCAUGGCUACCGCAGAUCCAGCAAAACACCUUCAGGACGAAGUCACUUGUUCCAUUUGUCUGGAUUACUUCAAGGAUCCAGUUAUGAUCACGGAGUGCCAGCACGACUUUUGCCGAGCCUGCAUCACAAAGUAUUGGAAAAGAUCAGGAGCUUCCAUUUGCUGCCCGGAUUGCAGAAGAGCAGCUUCCUUGCAAUGCCUGAAACCCAACCGGCGCCUGGCGAACAUGGUGGAAGCGGCUAAGCAGCUCCGUCUGCAGCUGGAGCAAAGUCCAGGAAGGGAGAAAAUGUGCAGGGAGCACAAGAAGCCUCUGAGUCUGUUCUGCACAACAGAAAAUACCCUUAUUUGCAUGUUCUGCGAGAGAUCCAAGGCUCACAGAAACCACCGUGUUAUUUCCCCAGAAAGAGCUGCUGCAGAUUACAAGGUAAUGACGGUGCAUUUUAGCAAAGACUGCAAUUGCAGGUGUAAGCCCGGUGCAGUUGUGAUAUCUCUAAUCUAACCACGAUAUAGAACAGGGACAGGGAACUUGUGGUCCUCCAGGUGUUUUGAGCCCAGCUCCCAUUAAACCCAGGCAAGGGUGAUGGGAGUUGUAGCGUAGCAGCACCUUGAGGGUCGCAGGUGAGGAGCCUCCCCAGAUAUAGAAGGUGAACACCUCACUUGGUAUAUUUCUCCUCCCCUUUUCAGAGCUGGUGUUUUAAAUCUACAAUCAGGGUUAGUUUCAAACCACACUGUGCCAAUUCUGUUUGAAGCGUGAUAGUGGUUCACAGAGCUCUCUGCAAAGGUUGAUAUUUGAUACUUCCAGAGACCCACCCUUCGCCCUCAAUAAUGGGCAGCCUCACCACACCAUUUUGUGGGCCAGCCUCUUUCAAGUGUGGCAGCCAUUUUGUGACGGGUUUACAGGAAUUUCCCCUCAAAAUUCCAAGGUGUCCAUUGGCCCCCAAAGGUUGGCAAUUCCUGUCUUAAGCAGCCACAGCUGUUUCUGUCUCGGGGUCUUCCUUGCACAUAACAUUUAUAGUGAAAUGGUUGCCUUUUUGUUUUUUGGAUUUUUUUCACAGGUUGCCACAUGAAGUGCUAUUUUUUUUUAAUAAUGCAAAAAAAAAAUUUUUUUUUAAAUCCAGAUUCUGUAAAAGAGCCUGGGUGGAUCCUGUGAUAGGAAUUUUAUGGUCUUAGAGAUAUGGCAAUGUUCAUAAGUGUACCAACCAAGCACAUACAUAGAUCAGCACAGGAAGACCGACCUGGAACCAUUUUGAUUCCCAAACUGUCCCAAGCUGACCAAAUGUUUUCUCUGCAAGGUCAAAGGAAAAUGGAAAAGCCUCCCCAUUGUCUUUUCCUUCACAAAUCCUGUCUUAAGGGUAUGUCUGUGUUUGAAUAGGGUGUGAGCCUGUGACUUGGUCCAGGAACUAAGUAUUUAUCAUUACAAAAGACGAGCCAGGCUCUCCAGGAAAUCCAAUCAAGUAACCUGCCAGACAUGAGAUAAACGACAGGAGAAAUACAACAUUCAAAAUUUCUGUUUUAGACUGCCUUUUCUGUGAUGUAGGUGUGAUGUAUCUGAGGGGUGGUCUUAGGUUACACCCCUUCUGUGAUGUAGGUAUGAUGUUUCUGGGGGUGGUCUUGAUCUACAGGGUGGGAAUUUCAAAAGUCUUUAUAAGGCCUUGGCGCGCCAUUUUUCUGGGUUCCUCCUCCUCUCCUGCGGGUGAGGGGAGCACCCUGUUGCAACAGAUCAAUAAAGAUCAGGCUUACUAGCUGCUUUGCUUCUCAAUAUUCUCCGGUUGGCCUCUGUUAUUCUCUCCUACCAAUAGGGAACCUAUGUAAGGACUCUAUACGGGCUCUUGGAUACCCCAUAAGGGAAAAGGGCAAUUUUUGUUUACAACAGUGGGCGUGUUUUGUUUUGGCCACUUUCCUGGGACCUGUGCCACUGUAGCAGCUGAUGGAAGUUGAGAGCCCAACAACUUCUGGUCAGCUGCAGGCUCCCCCUAUCCCGUCCUAUAAACAUUUUCAAGUCUGCUGCUUGUUGUAAGUAAAACAUUCUCAGUCUGCAGAAACUUUAAAUCUACCAUAUCACCCAUUGUCUGUCCUUAGGGUGUGCUACUUGGACAUCUAAAGGAACUGAAAAAAGAAAGAAGCAAGAUUCUGUCGGUUAAAUCAAAUGGUGAGAAGCCGUGCCAGGACCUAUUGGUAAGAACUGGCAUAACUCGGGGGUCAGCAAACUUUUUCAGCCGUGGGCUGGUCCAGCGUCUCUCAGACCAUGUGGUGGGCUGGACUAUAUAUUUUUUUGGGGGGUGGAAUGAACGAAUUCCUAUGCCCCACAAAUAACCCAGAGAUGCAUUUGAAAUAAAAGCACACAUUCUACUCGUAAAAACACCAGGCAGGCCCCACAAAUAACCCAGAGAUGCAUUUUAAAUAAAAGGACACAUUCUACUCAUGUAAAAACACGCUGAUUCCCGGACCGUCCAUGGGCUGGAUUUAGAAGGCGAUUGGGGUGGAUCCGGCCCCCGGGCCUUAGUUUGCCUACCCAUGUGCAUAACUCCUCCUCUUAAGGCCUGUCUACAGUGAGCUGAUCACCACUGGCAACGUUAUCAUUUGAGAGCAAGGAUCUGUGUACAUUGGGAGUGUGAUUUGAUAAGGAUCCACAUUCUCCUGGCCUAUGUUAUAUUUUACAUUACUGUAGUAUCUAGGAAGGGGAAAGGACUAGAUAAGUGCCUUGAUAUUGUUGUGAUCAUGAAGUUGGAAUAUGUUUGAGGCUGCUUUCAAGUCAAGAUUUAUGGGUGAAACAGAUUUUCUGGAUCCAUUUCAUUUUAGGCCUGGGUUUGGCACUGAAACCAACUUUCCCAAAUUCCCCCUCAUUCUGAAGCAUGGAGGGCGACAGAGAAAGGGCUUUUUUGCUGGUGGCCCCCAAUUUGUGGAAUAGGUUUGCAUGGUGCCUGUGUUAAUACCUUUUUGUACCAUGUGAUGAUAACGACUUUUUUUUUUUUUUACUCUUCACCAGCAGGCCCCAGGUUGGUUUAAAACAAUUUAAAAUUCAUGAUUGAAAACAGUUUAAAAAAUACAGUCACAGGAGUUGAAAUAUUUUAAUGUUAUCCUGUAUCCUGUAUCCCAUUUUAGUUUCUGUUCAGUGAAUGGCUGGUGUGUUCAUUUAAUACCCUCAUAUGUUUUCUUAACAUUUGAUGUGAACACCUGAAAGAGACGUUAAUCAAUUUAAUUCCAAUUACGUGCAGUGCUUUUUUCCAGGGGCUACGCAGUACCGGCACAUCUUUUUGUUGUUGUUAAAAAGUGUGACACUUGCUAUAACAAUUUCACGGUGAGUACCAGCACCUAUUUUUCUAGGAAAAGCCCCCACUGAGUAUGUGAUAUAUAUUCCAAUGUGAUAUUAUUAGGAUCUGGAUUGGGCAAUCUAUUAGAACAUCCCAUUGUCAUUUGUAUCUCUCCAUUGUAGAAAGAGGCAGAAGCCAAGAGGGGGGAGAUUGUGUCUGAAUUCCAACAACAGCGGCAGUUUUUAGAGGAACAAGAGCAACGCCAGCUGGCCAGGUUGGAAGACAUAAAAAGGGAGAUUGAGAAGAGAAGAAACGAUUAUGCAAACAGAUUUGAGGAUGAAAUAUCCUACAUCAACGAUCUGAUUGGUGAUAUAGAAAAGAAGGGCACUCAAUCACCAGAUGAAUUCUUGGAGGUAGGUCUAGUAUUCUGAACCAGAAUGUAUUCAUGACAGAAAUAUCCUGCAUCGGUGACUUGAUUGGUGAGAUGGCAGAUAAGGGUGGCCAAUCGGCAAAAGAUUUUUUGGAGCUGGUAUUCUAAUCCAAUAUUGAUUCAUAGCCAGCACAAAUUGGUUGGCAGAGGCAGCUGGCCAGCAGCUCACUGCAUGUGUGAUAAGCAAUGGUUUAAUAAGAAAAAUGGCCACCGAUGGUUGAUUUUUUUGCAAAUAAGUUGUUCUCAUUGAGUAUGCAUCCCUCAUCAUUCUCAGAAUGAGUUGGAGUUGCAACCACUUUCAAAGUCCCAAGUCUCUUGAAAAACGGCAAAGGGUAGAACGACUAUAGCGUUGGAUUGAAUCCCAUGUUUUUUGAAGCCAAAGAAGCUAGUGGACAUGUGACUGUCAAGUUAUUUUGUAAUUGAUUAUCACUUUAUUCCUACCCUUUAUAUACAAACAUAGAAUGCAAAUCCAGGUAUGUAAAGCAGACUGAAAUGAAUGAGGUAAUUGAUGGAACGCUGAACCAUGUAAAUUCAGCAGUUCUAAUCUUUCCCAUCAAAGAAUCCAUACAGAGUCUCACUUCACAUGAAAGAACUCAUAGUAGGGAGGAAUAAUAAUAAUAAUAAUAAUAAUAAUAAUAAAUUUUAUUUAUAUCCCGCCCUCCCCAGCCGAAGCCGGGCUCAGGGCGGCUAACAACAAUAAAACAGUACAAAAACCAUUUUAAAUCCUUAGAAUGUGGAAAGAGCUUCACUUCCAAGAUGAGUCUCACUUUCCAUCAAAAAAAUUAGUACAGGGGAGAAACCGUAUCACUAGUUGGAAUGUAGAAAAAGCUUCAUUCUGAGCCCCGAUCUCACUUCCAAUCUAAGAAUAAUCCAUGGGAGAAGCCACAACAGUGCUGAGAAUGUGGGAAGAAGUUCGGUGAGAGAGCCAAUCUCACAGUCCAUCAAAGAAGUCAUACAGGGGAUAAGUAUAUGUUGGAAGAAAGAUGGUAUUAGAAAACAAUCAAACCUAAAGAAAUUCUCAUGCACAUGUGAGAAAAAUGAAUAUUCUCUGUUAGUAGAGUUAAAUAAUUUUUCAUAUUAUAUAGAUUUUGCUUUAGUUGUUUCAUGCAUUUAUGAGAGAACUCAUAGUAGCCUGCAUAUCGGGCAAUACGCAGACUCUGAAUCCCGGUGGAGUGUUAGUUUGGAGAACCAGCCACCCCUCUCCCUUUCUGUGGUCACAUCCAUACAAUGCAUUUGAAAGUGCAUGACUCUAUCUAAAUAGUCCUAGGAACUGUAGCAGAGUUACAGUCUCAAGCACCAUAAACUAGCUUACAACAACAACAAAUCUUUAUUACGGUCGUAGGCCAGCAUAAGGAGGGCGGGAUACAAUUGUUCAAAACCUUUAAAAAACCCCAAAACUAAAAUGAGUUAAAGCAGAAAAUAUAUUUAAAAAGUCUAUAAGAAUCCAAAAGAAGCUAAGAAAAUCUAAAAGAAGGGUUAGGAACAUUAGACAAGAGUGAAAGAGUGUGAGACUAUACCUAUCAGUCUACAGAGCACUCUUAAUAAGAGUGCCCAUUAUAUCUAGUUUGUGGCACAGGUCAUCCAACAAAUUUUGAGCGCUGCCGUGCAGAAUCUGGCAACGUAUGUUGUAGCAGGGUUGGUACCUGAAAGUAGGGAGGUAUAGAAUUGUCCUGUGUGCCCUGGGUACUUAUGCAGCGUUGGUAAGAUGAGGCUAGUAUGAAUGUCUAUAAUAAAGACACUGGAGAAGCACAUGCUCUGUUGUUUCUGUUUGUCCACAGUCACAGGGCACUGCCUCUCCAGAUAAGCAAUCUUCCUGUAUCCGCCUUCAAGGACAGCUGAGGGGAGGCCAUGACAUCAGCCAAAGGCCCUCCGGUGCUUAGGGACUUUUAAGUUUAGCUAGAUAUGCCAUAGGGGAGAAACUAGCUUACAGUUUCUAGGAUUCUUUGGUUGAAGCCUUGUGCUUUAAUGUAUAGUGUGCUUGUGACCACAGUUCUCCAUUGUGAAGUUACGUAGGGUAAGUUUACAAUUGGAGAGCCAAGUACGCUGGUGAAAUUGACCCAGCUUUCUCUUGACACUAGGAAAGGGAGGUGGGCAGAGACAAUUAAGGAAAUGGCCUUGCAGUGGAUCCUUCCUCGCAGUUGUGCAAAAUUAGCAGGAAGCAGGCAAGGAAGCCUCACCCUUUCGUGAGUGGCCAAAGAGACACUUCUGUGCAAGGGGAAGAGACUAGGUAGGAUGUGAAAGAUGCCAUUGUCAAAUGUAUAGACCCAUAAGAAACAAAAGGAUAUCUGGAGGGCUAAAACAGCUUCAUGGAAGACAUCUGUUAGAAGGUGACGAGAGAACCAUAACAGGAGUAGGAUGAAGUACAAUUGUAAAUCCACCUUCCUGCACGACAAUCACAGGGUUUAAGAAAUCUGAUAACAAGAACAUUUUUGUCUUUCACACAGGCACAGUGGGAAAGAGGCUCAAAACCGGUUCGUUCAUCCAUUUUUUUGUAACUACAUACUACCCAGUUAACUACAGUGGACGCUCGGGUAGCGAAUGUGAUCUGUGCGGGAGGCACAUUUGCAACCCGCCGCGCCACGUCUGCGCACAGGUGGGUCACGAUUUGGUCUUCUGCGCAUGCGCAAAGCUCCAAAACCCGGAAGUAACCCGUUCCGGUACUACCGGGUUUGGUGCGGUGUGCAACCCGAAAACACACAACCUGAAGUGUCUGUAACCUGAGGUAUGACUCUACAUUCUACACAGUUCACAACUUAAAAUCAAUUAAAAACAAAUAUAAUCGGAUAAAACAAUUGAGGCAGUAGCAGCCUAGCACAGAAGUUAAUACAAAGCCGCACAAAGCAGUAUAAAAUCAAUAAAAGGGCAUUGAAACAUAGCAAAGAGAGAAACAAUUGUUCUAAUAUAUAUAUAUAGAGAGAGAGAGAUGAUGAUGAUGAUGAUGAUGAUGAUGAUGAUGAUAACUUGUUGGCGUCCAGCAAAGUCAUACUCUGAGCAGACCCAUUGAAACCAAUGGCUUUGAGUAUUAUUAACAUUGGAUGUCACCCAUUAAAUUGAAAUUACACCGUGUGCCAAAUGUAGCUAAAUUGUCUUUGCUCUUUUCACUUCUAGGGUAUUGGAAGCAUACUGGACAGGUACCUACCUUCUGCUUUUGCUUUAUAACAAUGCUUGACUGACUUGGGGCCCCCUCUCCCCUCCCCAACUACCCUUUUAAUCGCCUCUUAGCUACUGUUUUAAGGCUGCAGGGAACCAUCAUUGGGCUAAAAUGGGUGAAUCAGUGGGGCAGGGCUUUGGGGUUUCAUUAAGGGCCUUCCUGCCCUCAGUCCCACUCCCCUAUAAUUUUGAAUAUACCACUCUUAUUUUAUUGUGAUAGGUCUUAAAUUGGGUUUGACAAGGGAGUCCUGAUUAGUAAAACUAAAUGCAUAGAGCCUAGCCUAGAGAGAGGAUCCAGACUUUGAUCUCUUUUGCAAUGACACUGAGUCGUUCAUCCCCAUCUCCCAGCAAACCUGAGUGCUGUUUUCAACUGCUACAUGCAAUGGCAGGGCAGAAGUUUGUCUGAUUUAGGGGAUCCCCAGGCUUGGGGAACCUAAUGUCACUCUUGAGACCUCUGUCUCAUCAUAUCAGGAUAGACAGCCCUUGGCAUGCAACUCAGGAUUCCUUUUUAGGCGGAGCACAGAAGUAAAAAAGAAAAGUGGUGCCUUUGUGUUAGCAAAAACGGGGAUUAAAAUUUUGGAUGUUGAACUAAGUAAAGACGCCAUGAUGGAAUCCACACACACAUUUUAAUUUUUUUUUAUUAUUAUUUGAAAAAAUACAUUGAAUUUGCCAUAGCUCACUGUCACCAUCUAGUGUCACAUUUGUAUAUUGCACUUUACAACACACUUAAAAUGUUUUAUAUGCAGCUGUAUAGCUGAGUCCAUCACUAUUUCAUCCCAGAAUCCUAGGUAUGUAACCUCAUCCCUUUGGCACAAAGUAGAGACCUUAUUCAGCCUGCAGUCUCCACCUUGGUGCAACAGAUAGCAGGUACAGCUACACCUAGGAUUCUGGGAUAAAUAAUCAGUUGUCUACCUAGUUCACUAUCUAAGCUGACCUCAGUCGACAUGACUACAAGAUCCAGCACAAUUUUUGUGCUUUGUUUUUCCUUGCCUACUCCCCUUUCUCCCGGUGCCCAAUCUGUCACUUAGCAUAACCUCUUGCUUGAUUAAAGAUGCUUCCAGACUGAUGCUACUGUAGGGUGGGAUUCAGUCACAUACCAGCAAUUUGAUUGGAAGGUUUUGUACAAUGUAGCUACCUCCUUGAAAGAUCAGACUUUCUUUUGAGAUAAGGACAGGUAGAUGUACUGCAAAGUAUGGGGUGAUGCUUGCUUUGACUUCACUUCCCUGUAAACAAAUCAGGAUGAAUGCUCAUUAAAUAGCCAAUGUCAUCCAAUCUCCUUUGAAGCAAAUCGGCAUGUAUGUAAGCAGGUAAUCUAGAAAUGACCAAAGAUUUCUGGAGAACUCAAAAGCUUGCUGAAGGGGCCACGGCUAUAAGGCUCCUACACUUCAGCAUUCACCGUUAUGCCAUUAACUAUGAGGCCGAAAUUAAACUUUUUACCAUCAUAGCACCCAUAUGCUAUCAAGCGGUGGAUGAAGCUGCAAGCGAGCCUUUGUGAAGCAAAAAAGGUGGCAGUUAAAAUAAGGGACUGUACAACUAGAUUGAGGGUGGUCCUCUGAAUAUCUCGCUUUCUCCCACUAGAUGCGAGACAGAGAAAUUUCAGUUUCCAGCUACUCCUGCUUCUGCAGACAUGAAGGAAAGGCUGAGGAAAUUCUCUCAAGAAAGUGCAUCUUUGACGAGUUCUCUGAGGAGAGUCAGAGGUUUGUAAAAGAGAACCCUAAAUCGGAUUGCAGGGAUGAAACAUGAGGUGCCACACUCCUUAUGGUCAGCAGCAUUCUACCUUUAAGAGAAGCGUAGCAGGGUGAUGCCAGCAGCCAUAGAUUCUCCCCCAUGGUGCUCGUUAUUAGAAAAAGAGAGUGACUUUGUGCUAGUGUGGUUUGAUGGCUUAGAUAAAAGGUCUGGCUAAGACCAGGGACGACUAGUGUCGAGGCUCCAUUCAGGCAUAAGACCCACUAAGCGACCUUGGACCACUCUGAUUAUAGAUAGAACUAAUAGAAUUGUAGAGUUGGAAGGGACCAUAAGGGUCAUCUUGUCCAAUCUCCUGCGCCAGGCCUCCACAUCUGGACUGCAAGCCAAGUUGGCUAUGUCCUGCACAUCUGCCCUGCACCCGCCAUCAGGAGCAGGGCAGAUAAUGACCAGGCUCAGUCAAAAGGGGCUUUGUAAGCUAAUCAGCAGUGCCUGAGAAGCCCUGUGCAAAGAACUCUAGGGGAAAAAACCUAUCAGCUGAUAGUUUGGUCUUGCAGAGCUUUGCUGAGCAUCUUGCAAGGUCUGGCGAUUAGCUGAGAGUCUGGCCUAGUGAAGCCCCUUGCAAAGCUCUCUGUUAGACCCAUGAAGUGGGGGGAGGGGGAAAGGGUCACCUGACUUCAUUAUGACAUCAGGGGAUUGUCAAAUCUGGCUUGUGAUUGGGUGGAGGAGAGAACAAUCUGGCCAGUUCCCCAUUCUUGUCUAUUGCUAUCGUGUCCCCAUUAUGGGGAAAGGGCGUUCGCUCUUUGCUACCCAAAGUGUGUGGCAUGUGCCCCGUCUCCUCUUCCUGGCUACCCAGAAUUCACUUAAUCAUCCUGUUUAUCAUUCUUACCACUACAGCUGACCUUGCUUUUAACAGAAUCAUUCAUCAUAUCAGAGAUGUUGUUCAUCUGUCAGUUAGCCUUAGGAACAUGAGUCAUGCAUUAGUCGCUAAUUAUUGUGAAUGAUUAUUGUAAUUAACAACAAUGCUUCAUUGGUGCGUGGUUAAACAGGCUGCAAGGUCCCUUCUGUUAGCCUUAUGAUGGACAUUUUACCUUGCUCUCUUUUCUCCUCCUAGACUGUUCUGAGCCCAACUGUUCUCAGUCCAACACGGUCAAAUCAAAAUGGAUAAGAGGUAAGCUGCUAGUUCCGGAGAGCAAAAACAGGCCAGAUGUUGGAGAGUUCCAGCAUUUGAUGUCCUGACGUUUAUGUCUUCAGAUAUAAGCUGCUGUAGGGGGAGAUCAAACUGGACUGAGGCCCUGGCAGCAGUGCUGGGGGGGCGCGCAAAGCGAGCUAGUCCCUGUUCUGUUCCUCCAGCCUAAACCAACCCCCCAACCCCCAGCAAGUAAAUAGCUUAAGGGGGACUUAGAUUGGGGGAAAUGGUGUUGUGGAAAGGGUUACAUUAACCAUUUUCCAGCUCAAGGGCCACAUUCUCUUCAAGACAGCCUUCCUAAAAAAAAAUAAAAAUCAAUCUUUAUUGGUUUAUAAACUGCACACACAUACAAAAAACCCAAGAAAGCAAAACACACAGCACAUAACUCACAAAUAACAAAAAUAAAACAAAACGGUACAAUGCGGAAACACAAAAGAUUUCAGCCAUUGACUUCCGACCUCCUUGAUGUGGGUUCUUUGUUUCCUUGUUUACUUUCCUUUAUUUUUCCAUAAACAUAGCCUGUAUUAUAUCCCUUACGAGUUCUGAGAGUUAUUCAAAGCAUUCUAAAGUUUUAAUAUGGGGACAAUGUUCUUUUAAAUCUUGUCUAUAAAUCUCCCAUUCCUUUUUAAACUUUUGGGUUGGUCGAUCCCUGAUCUUUUCCGUCGUUUUCGCUGGUUCCAUUUAUUCAAGCAGUUUUGUUUGCCACUCCUCUUUUGAUGGAAUUUUAUCUCCUUUCCACCCCUUACCAAUCAGCAUCCUUGCUGCCGCUGUUGUCGCAUACAAAAACAAUCCAGCCUUGAGAGAAGGCUGUCUCUCAAGAUAGCCUUCCAAGGACCACAGGCCAUGCUGGGUGGUGCCAGAAACAGAGCCAUAGCUACAGGGGGGCUAGCCAGGGGUUUUGCCUGUUAUGAAGCCUUCAGAGGGGCACCACUGAGACUCCCACCUCCCAGGCAAACUGAGCCUUUGACCCGGGUGAAAUAAAUCCUAGUUUUGCCCCUGCCAGUGGCAGAAGUGGGUGAAGCAGUGAACGUAAAUUUCAUCUUUGUUUCUGCACACGCAGCCUCCAGCUUUCAACUCUCACCCUUCAUGUGCCCCUGUAUUCUCGCCAUGCAAAUUUGGUUGUAUGAAUUGGCCUAAUUGGUUCUGCAUUUCUCCCCUUCUAAAGAAUGCAUGCAACUUGGAAGCUUGGUACACUACCUUACGGAUUCUGUUAAGUGUUUGUCUUGCCCUGCUUCCUGUUCUCUUUCAGAAAAUGUGGUGUUGGAUCCGGAAACAGCCCAUCCCCGGUAUAUCGUGUCUUCAGAUGGAAAAUCAGUACGGUGGGGAGAUGUCCGCCAGGACUACCCCUACAACCCAAAGAGGUUUGAAUACGCCCGCUGUGUGCUUGGAACGCAGGGAUUCAGCUCUGGGAAACAUUAUUGGACAGUGGAUGUCGAGGAUGUUGACCAUUGGGCUGUGGGCGUAGCCAGUGAGUCUGUGGAGAGGGAUAGAGAAAUUGAUUUUGAACCUGACGAAGGGAUCUGGGCGAUGGGCUUUAGUUAUGAUCAGUACAAAGCUCUGACUUCACCUCCUACCGUUUUGGAGCCAGAAGAGGAUCCAGUAGAGAUCCAAGUUUCUUUGAACUAUGAAGCAGGAACUGUGGCUUUUUAUGAUGCUGAAGAUAAGACCCGCCUCUUUAUUUUCCAGUCAAUUGAUUUUGAAGGGGAGGAAGUUUUCCCCUUUUUCCGGAUUGUCGAUUCAUCAGCUCCCCUCCAGCUGUGCUCUUAAAACACAUGGUUCUUGGCCUGUGCUUUGCUUUGCUUUGCCUUGCCUUGCCUUGCUUUGCCUGGGUACUCAGAUGAGUCGAGGUGUUAGUCCCAAAGAGCAGCGGAUAUCAUUUCUGUGCACAUUGUCUUUGGAAGUCUGUUUCCAUCCCAAGCUGCUGUCCCACAUUCCCCUUCAACAAAGGACCAAGGUGUUUUGGUUUGACUGUGCAGAUAAUAGCUUUAUAAUUCAGUACAGCAAAGAAGCACUAUAAUAUUCCAAAUACUGUUUCUUUAAUUUUGCACCCUCUUAGUGGUGCCGAUGGGGAAUUUCCUCCCAAUGUAAGUAGCAGCUUCAGAGGGAUUAUCCUCGGGACCAAAGCAAAGGUGGAAAGGGUUAAAUCCUCCACCGCAUUUUGUGAUUCUCAUAAUCAUCAGCUUCUUCCCUCACUCAGCAUUUUGCAGUUUUAAAAACUUGCAUGCUAAAUGCAAGGCCCUAUUUUGUCUGGUUUUGAUUCUUAGUUUAUAUUAACCACACUAUUUAUCAGCAUGUAACUCCUCAGGUUUUUUUUCUUUAGCUUUUUAUGUUUAAUGAACCUGUGAUUUGAUAUCUCCAUUGUCACCAUUGCAGUCUUUCACUCAUUUCAUUAAUUCGUCAAUAAAAUUAUAAAAAAAUCCUUUU